AUGCCUCCAAAAGGAAGGAAGACAAGGAGAACAGUGGGAGAAGACACCCCUCAAGCUAAUGUCCAACCUCCACAAGCUGAAUGCCCUAUGAAUGCCCUUCUCGAAGCCUUAAGAGCUAUUCUCGCUCAACAGAUGGAUCCUGCCGCUCGACAAAGUCAUCAUUUUCAAAUCUUUCAUCGGAUCCAAGUGCCUGAGUUUGAGGGUGGACAACAUCCCAUGGUAGCUAAAAGGUGGUUCAGGAAGAUAAAGAAAAAUUUCAACACAAUAGGAACACCUGAGGAAUAUCAAGUUACUUUUGUUGUGCCCAAGUUAGAGGGUGGUGCAGCAGAUUGGUGGGAGACCUUGUCCAGGACAAUGGAAACUGAUGUGAUGACUUGGCGAGAUUUUGAGGAAGUUUUCAGGGAACAAUAUUUUAGUCCAUCUCAGAGGAGGACUCUGAUUGGAGAAUUUAGACCAGUUCCCUGGAUAUUAGUGGUUAGUGGUUUUUCGGAUGUGUUUCCAGAGGAUUUACCAUGGUUACCACCUAAUAGGGAGAUCGAGUUUUGCAUUGAUUUAAUUCCCGGAUCUCAAUCAGUUUCUAUUGUGCCUUAUCGCAUGGCACCUGUAGAGUUGGCUGAAUUGAAAAAACAAUUAGGGGAGUUAAUGGAUAAGGGUUACAUCAGACAUAGUACUUCUCCAUGGGGAGCUCCAGUCUUGUUUGCCAAGAAAGCUAAUGGGACUUUGCGACUUUGUGUCGACUAUAGAAAGUUGAAUCAGAUGACAAUGAAAAACAAAUAUCCUCUACGGAGGAUUGAUGAUUCAUUUGAUCAACUUGGUGGUUCAAAGUUCUUUUCAAAGAUUGAUUUGAUGUCAGGCUACCAUCAAUUGAGGAUUAGGGAAGGAGAUAUCCCUAAGACUUCUUUCACGACACGUAUGGACCCUUUGAGUUUUUGGUAA
Messenger RNA from Cannabis sativa, 936 nucleotides. RefSeq lists its product as uncharacterized. The transcript has 2 exons. NCBI's taxonomy places the organism in Eukaryota, Viridiplantae, Streptophyta, Magnoliopsida, Rosales, Cannabaceae. Bases 1 to 936 code for a protein of 311 amino acids. The record is from RefSeq and is a predicted model, not a curated record.